Molecule: messenger RNA, 3512 nt
Organism: Clarias gariepinus (North African catfish)
Lineage: Eukaryota; Metazoa; Chordata; Actinopteri; Siluriformes; Clariidae
Gene: epyc
Product: epiphycan
Exons: 10
Coding region: 241-2706 (821 amino acids)
Molecular function (GO): protein binding
Source: RefSeq, a predicted model, not a curated record
ACACACACUGCAGGUAGAGCACCCGGGGUCUAGGAGUGCAUACAUACAAACCCACCCACCCAGACACACACACACGUGCAAACACACACGUGCAUACACACUCACACAUCACAGUGCACGACAAUAUACAAACACACACACACACACACACACACAUACACACAUAUACACACACCCAUACCCCUUCUCGCAGCCGGCGUGAGAGAGAGACCCUUUACUUUGGGCAGGCCCACCUGGUGCAUGUCCGAGCUGAAGCACAGGACCAUCUGGAAAAGCGGGAGACAAAGGUUGAUGAUGAUGAUGAUGAUGCCAUGCAGGUUAGUUUUGGGACUCCUGGUCCUAAAUAUGGUUCUGGCUUCUCCCGCAAGAUACACCCGUCAAGUGGAACCAGACAACUAUGACGAGGACCUCGACAACGUAGACGUCGAAUAUUAUGAGGAGAUGACCACGGAUGAACCUGAGAUAGAGAUUAGCACCCUAACCCCAGAUGAGGACAGUGAGACAGUAUAUGGUGCCUCGCUAGAGGAAGAGGAGGAGGAAGACGAACUAGACAAAGAACAUGGGAACAAAAAUGAAUUACCUAUAAGGCCUUCACUCAUCCCAUCAGGCUCUGGAGUGCCAGAGAUUUUGAUAGGAUCACACACCCCAGGAGAGGAAGAGCUGCGUCUGACACCAACUGAAAUCCUUCGUAUCUCAGGAGACUCUUUGGGUUCUGGGGCUUCUGGAGCUUCGGGGAUUUCUGGAAAUGUUCCUGGUGCUAGAGAAUACCCUUCUGGGGAGCAUUUGGGUUCUGCAGGUUCUGGGGGCUCUGAAGAUGUAAGCUUUGGAUAUAUUAGUUCUGAAGGCUCAGUAGACGUUGGAUCAGGAGUAUCUGGAGACUUUGUACCAGAAGAAUCUGGAGACCUUGUUUCAGGAGUAUCUGGUGACUUUGUUUCUGAGGUAUCAGGUGGCUUUAUUUCUGGGGGCUCUGGAUACUUUGUUUCUGGAACAUCUGGAGACAUUAUUUCUGAGAUCUCUGGGGACUUUGUUUCCGAAGUAUCUGGAGGCUUUGUUUCUGGAGUCUCUGGGGACAUUGUUUCUGGAGUUUCUGAAGAGUUUGUCUCUGGAGUCUCUGGGGACAUUGUUUCUGGAGUUUCUGAAGAGUUUGUCUCUGGAGCCUCUGGGGAUCUUGUUUCUGGAGUUAUUGGGAGCCAUGUUUCUGUAGUUUCUGCAGAGUCUGGCUCUGGACCCUCUGGGGACCUUGUUUCUCGAGAUUAUUUAGAGUCUGCUUCUGGAGCCUCUGGGGACCUUGUUUCUGGAGUUUUUUCAGGGUCUGUCUCUGGAGCCUCUGGGGACUUUGUUCCUGGAGUUCCUUCAGGGUCUGGCUCUGAAGCCUCUGGGGACCUUGUUCCUGCAGUUUCUUCAGGGUCUGGCUCUGAAGCCUCUGGGGACCUUGUUCCUGGAGUUUCUUCAGGGUCUGGCUCUGAGGCCUCUGGGGACCUUUUUCCUGGAGUUUUUUCAGGGUCUGGCUCUGAGGCCUCUGGGGACCUUGUUCCUGGAGGUUCUUCAGGGUCUGGGUCUGAAGCCUCUGGGGACCUUGUUCCUGGAGUUUCUUCAGGGUAUGGGUCUGAAGCCUCUGGAGACCUUGUUCCUGGAGUUUCUUCAGGGUCUGCCUCUGGAGCCUCUGGGGAAUUUGUUUCUGCGGAGUCUGGCUCUGGACCUUCUGGGGAAUUUGUUUCUGCGGAGUCUGGCUCUGGACCUUCUGGGGUUCCGGAUGAAGAAAUAAUAUUAAUUCCUGGAGAUAAGGAAAUCGACAUUACGGUUACCAAGGGCCCUGAAGAAACCAUUAAAGAUGUGGAAAUAGUAACAGAAAUAUUCUCUGGGGAGCCUGUAACUCCAGGGACUCCUGAGGAAACUGAGCUUACUUGGGAAGGGGUAACAAUCAUCCCUACUACCAUAAAUGAAGAGGAGGAGCUGCCUCCCACCACCCAGAUCUCACUCGAGGAGGGGACAGGGAGUACACCAGGUUCAGGGGUACCUGAGAGCCCUGAACCUGAUGUUGAGGUCGUUGAUUUUGAUGGACAAGAAUCGACGCAAGGUAUGCCCACCUGUGUGCUGUGUACCUGCCUGGUGGGAUCUGUGUACUGUGAUGAUGCGAGGUUGCUGAAUGUACCGCCUCUUCCCAAAGAUACCACUCACUUCUACGCCCGCUUCAACAGGAUCACUAAGAUCAACAAAUCUGACUUCGCUAACAUGAACAAACUGAAGAGGAUUGAUCUGACAAGUAACGCCAUCUCAAAGAUCGAAGACGGCGCGUUCUUCGGCUUGCCCGCAUUAGAGGAACUGGUAAUACGAGAAAACAAUGUGGCUCAACUUCCAGCUCUGCCAGCCACCAUGACUCUUGUUGAUGCCAGUCACAACCACCUGGGCAGAACUAGCAUCCAGAAUGAAGCCUUCAAGGACAUGACAAGACUGCUUUACCUCUACCUGACAGACAACAGCCUCGAUCACAUUCCUGUUCCUCUGCCUGAGAGUCUCCGCUCUCUGCACCUACAGAACAACAACAUCCAGAUGAUACACGAAGACACGUUCUGCAAACGGAACGACAUGAACUACGUCCGCAUGGCGCUGGAGGACAUUCGCCUGGACGGCAACCCCAUCAACCUCAGCAACACUCCACAGGCUUAUGUGUGUUUGCCACGUAUUCCUGUUGGCGCUCUUAUUUAAACACACACACAGUUCUACAGACACACAUCAAAACCCCUGAGAGUUUCCAACUUUUUUAACUUUGGCUGGAGUAAACACUCAUAUGAAUGGCUGUCUUAUACAAGAGGUUUCAGGCACACACACACAGAGACAGAGACACAGACAGAACACACACACACACACACCAUGUGCAAUAAACACACAUUAUACAUGUUUAAAUGUUAAUAUAAUUUGCAUGUGCAAAUAAAUAGUGAAAAACAAUCCGGCUUCAUUAAAUAUGGAAAAAUAAUCAGGAAAGAAAAAAUGAAGGGGGUAAAAUAAUGAACAAAUAGAAGGUGCAUAUGCAAACAAUAUGCAAAAAAAAAAAAAGAAAAAAAAAAGACUAACCUAUUAACAAAUCCUACUUGUUUUUUGACUGACAACACCCGGACAAAUGAAAUAUAUUUUGUAAAAAAAAUUAUAAAUAAAUAAUAAAUAAAUAAUAUGCUGUUAUUAUUCAUAGAAUUGUUUUGGAAAUAUGUUUAUCAUAAAUCAGUCACAAAUGGCGCUUGGUGAACUUUGAAAGGUAAAAUUUAUUAUCUAAUGCAAUAAAAGAAGCAUCAACAUAAACAAUUAUUUCGUUGUAAAGUCUGUAUUGUAAUAUAAAAAAAACUACAUAAAUCAUAAUAUUUUCCACAUGAACUGCAAUAUUUGGUAUAUAAUUAAUCAAAAGUUUUUUUGUUUUUUUUUGUUAUUUUCACAAUUUGUUUUUGGGCAAGAGGCUUGGAGUUAACCCUUCAGAGAUGUUGUAUUGUGUAAGGGUGAGAGAUGUUGAACCUGGUUCAUAU